ACCACAAAGGGCUGCUAGUCUGGUUGAGUCUAUUCUCUCCUCUGUACCAGGACAAGAUCACAUCUUUCCAGUUCUUCACAGUGCGCACCACUGAACAGCUGGAGCUUUAGAGGAAUGAACCAUUUGUUCAGAUGGAGAAGGCUUGCCAGACUGAUGUUCAUGCUGCUAUAUUUUGUCAUUGAAGUUCUCUGUGCUUCCCAGCAAACAGUCCAGUCUGAGACUCAGCAGGUGAAAGGCAUCGUGGGACAGUCUUUCUCUUUUCAAGAGAGGGUGAUCAAUUCUAGCAAUUUACUUUAUGGAGAACUUGGCAGUAUUGCAAAUGUGUACCCUGGGAAACGAGGCAAAAUCACCCUUGUGAAGAGAUUUGAAAACCGCCUCCACUUGAACAAUGUUACAAGAUACUUCACUCUGUCAGACCUUCAGAUUGACGAUGCUGGGGUUUAUACUGUUGAGAAUACAGACGAAGGGAAAAAAAGAAAAAAAAUUGAGCUCACUGUAUACAAUUUUGUUUCCAAACCUCAGGUGACAGAGUGUGACAGCAGCUCCUGUAGUGUGGUGUGUUCUGUGCACAACGAAAAAGAGGUGACCUUGACCUUGUACAGGGGAGAGGAAAUACUAAACCAGACCAGCAGUCCUGAUCUCACCACCGAUAUCUCUCUUCGGUUGGAGGUAGAGGGUAAUAACUACAACUCCACCUACAGCUGUGUGGCUUCCAACCCUGUCAGCAUUGAGACAGUUCUUGUCCCAAAAUGUUGCAGUGAAGAUGGUAGUGCUAAUGAUGCAGACAGUGGCGAGAGGACUCUGGGUGUGCUUAUUAUUGCUGUAACCUGCGUUCUGGUUGCCUCAGGGCUGGUUGGACUUGCAAUCUAUCUAAGGAAGAGUAGAAAUGAACACUCACAAGAUUCAGCCGAAAGAGUGCAGGUUGACAUUGAGUAUACAGAGAUAACUCCUAAAAAACGAACAGAUAACCAGGAGGAGCGAACAGAUAUACCAGAAUUGGAGUGGCGUAGAGACAACCCUAAGCUGACAUCAGUUUAUGAUACACUCCUGUUACAUCGCAUGGCUGCCAGCGGGGAUGUUGACACAGCAUGAAAGAGACAAAUGUGAAGUCAAUAGGAUAUCUCACAUAAUGUAGGGGACAGUAUAUCAUGAAGAGGACAUUGAAACAAAACGAAAGUAAAAAAUUAUUCACCCAGAAAACCUUUUAGAGGCACAGUUGUUAUGGGAGAAAAAUCCCCUGGAACUGUUGUUCUGAUAUUAGAAUUUCAGGCUUCCUUUGUAGGUCAUUCUCACAAACCUGUCAAAUAGAGACCUCGAUGACAUCCACUGAUAAGGACCAAUUCAAUAGCUAUCCAUUGAAUUAGUAGCAGGAUAUCCUUCUUUUCAAGUGCCUUUUUCCCCAAAUCUCAAUGUAUAGGUUAAAACAAAUGGAACAUGUCUUUUAAUACAAUUCACUGGUGUGUUUUCUAUGCUACUGCUGGACCAACGCUUAUUUUCAGUAUUGUCUGUUCUGUUGUUUAAAAUGUAGGUGCCUCCCCUGUAUCGUUUUAUAGCUGAUCAUUGUUUAGCUUGCCAGUGGAUAGCAGCUGUGUACAUCAUAUAAAAAGAGCAGGUGUUUGAGAUAAAGCCACCUACUCCUUAGAAGCAAAGGCUGUUAGGCUUCUUCCUUUCACCGUGUAUGUUGUAUUGAAAAUAACUUUCUGAGGGAUAGAUCUUGAUUUAAUUAAAUUGUAGCUCUUAAUUAGCUUGUUUAGUUUAUUAUGAUGGACCAUUUAAUGGUUGUCCUUAUCUAUGAAGCACAUCCUUCCUUAAGAAUACAAUAACUCCCUCCUGCAGACUCUGUAGACUCUCCUUCUAUCAGAGCAUGUUGUGCUCCACCUACAUUAGUGCAGCCUUUGUAUAUAUCUGUGCGAGCACAGGUUACUGUGACCCGAAAAUACCAAAUCUGUUGAUACCAUAGUGAGUUGUUGCACUGUAGGCGUUGUUACACUUCUCUAUUUCAGAGUAGUUACUGAGACUGAAUAUGAAUAUGUAAUUCACAUUUCACUAUUUUAAAAUAAUCUCUUCACUUAUUCAAACUGAUGAAAAUAAACAUGUUGUACUGAGCUUCAAUAUAUUAAAUCAAAAACUUACCCAUACAUUUAAUUUAAAGUCAUAAAAUGUGUAUAUUUCCUGAUGUUUAACAGUCAUCAAUACAUCAAUGCCCAUGCUUGAAAUAUAUUAAUGUUUUACAUACCCUAGCACAACUCAAAAUAUGAUGGUAGAUUACUCCAUUCCCCAUUUGUUUUUGUUGUCAUUUAAAUCUAUGUAAACAAAUAAUGUAUUGCUUCAGAAUACCUGUGUAAACUGUCAUUCCUUGAAACCUUUGCUGCUUCUAUUAGUUUAAGAGUGGCAACAUUUCACCAGAGACACAACUCCAGAUUGUGGUUUUAAUGUAGCCUACUUCUAGGGUCAAAUAGGAGAGACAACUGUAAUUGGUUGGUGGAUUCUCUAUUUAGUGAGUUUAAGUGUGUGUGACCUUUUGUCCUGUCACAUGCCAGGCAGCUGUAUAUUUAAAAAAAUGUAUUUACAAUAAUGACCUCAAAUAGUGAAUUUCUAACUUUUUAUUUAAAAAUCCUAUAAUAUUUACAGCUUUGUUUUGAGAAAACAUUGGCCUUUUCUCCCAUCUAGUGGUUGAUUGUUUUAAAAAAAUAUUUCAGUACACUGUACAUAAUGCAUAGUGUUUCGCUCUGAGACAGUGUACUGUGAAUUGUGUAAGUGUAUCUUAAAUCAAGUUCAACCAAAAUGUUCUCUAACAACCUUUCUGUGCUUUAGACUGUGGUCAACCAUUUUUGGGCUAAUGUGCCAUUAUUUAUGACAUUAUUGUGAGUAAAAAUUAAAACAUUUGUGAAAUAUGCAAUUUUUAUUGUUUAUAUCCCAUUUGGUACUUAAACAUGAUCCUCAAUUAUCA
Molecule: messenger RNA, 2950 nt
Organism: Oncorhynchus kisutch (coho salmon)
Lineage: Eukaryota; Metazoa; Chordata; Actinopteri; Salmoniformes; Salmonidae
Product: leucine-rich repeats and immunoglobulin-like domains protein 1
Exons: 6
Coding region: 115-1092 (325 amino acids)
Source: RefSeq, a predicted model, not a curated record